This is a messenger RNA of Scatophagus argus, 8425 nucleotides long. RefSeq names its product activating signal cointegrator 1 complex subunit 3 (gene ascc3). Gene Ontology annotation, molecular function: ATP hydrolysis activity; nucleic acid binding; ATP binding. Lineage: Eukaryota; Metazoa; Chordata; Actinopteri; Scatophagidae. The transcript has 42 exons. The coding region runs from base 174 to 6791 and encodes 2205 amino acids. The record is from RefSeq and is a predicted model, not a curated record.
GUAUCGGGUAUUUGUCAUGAAAACUACAAUACCCACAAUUACUAGCGAACAAGCGAUUCCUGUUGACAUCUGCUGGAUACACCACUCACACGCGCUUUACAGCCCAUUCAGAUGCUUUGGAAGCCAGAGAAUUAAGCUGGAAACCAGUGUAUGGAUUAGAGCAUCAGAGGACGAUGUCUCCUCCGCGACUCACCGGUGCACUGCGCUCCUUCUCCAAUGUCAGCAAGAAGGAGGACUGUACUGAUCAGCUCUAUGAUCUGAAGACCAAACGACUGAAGAGACGAGAGCUAUUUGCCAGAGAGGGCCUGACGUGGGAGAAGAUUGUCCAUUUCUGCACUGAGCAUCAGGACAAAGCUAAGCAGCAAGCUGCCAGUCAAGAACUGAAGAGCCUCCUUCUGGCAGCCAAGCAGAUUGUGGGGACUGAACAUGGCCAGGAGGCCAUUGAAAGUGCCGCUGUCUUUCUAUUUGAGACCUUUCACAAUAAAGACCAUGUGGGCACAGAGGAAACCCGGGCCAUUAAACAGAUGUUUGGCCCUUUUCCGUCAUCUGGAGCUGAAGCCUCCUGUGCCUCUGUGGCUCGUCUGGUGGCUUCACUUGGAGAAUCCCGUGUGGAGGACUUUAUCCAGACCAGGAGCUCCCGUCACCACCCCCAACGAGGCUCUGCUUUCGGACGCAACAUCGCCUUCUCGUACGACUGCUACGCACUGGACCCACUGGAGGACCUGCACUGCUCAGGCAUCAGUGAGGACAAAGUCAACUUAGACUUUAUUAACUUCCUCAACAACCAGCAGAGCGGGAGGAAGAUUGCAGCUGAAGAAGAGAUGUCCAGUUUCGGGAGAUCUGCGAGUGCUGGGAAUGGAGCCAUCCUUAGAAGAGAGGUAGAGAAGUAUUUGAACGGAGGCAGCAUGAUCUCAUCCAGCCCAGAGGAGCUGUGCACCUCCCUGUUUGAAAUGCUGGCCUCCCACAAGAGUGACGAUGAGCUGCAGAAUGAGUUGUUCGAACUGCUGGGUCCAGAGGGGCUAGAGAUGAUCUCCACUCUCCUCCAGCAAAGGACGGCCAUCGUCGACUCCCUCCUCGCCAUCCCACCUGACAGGACUGGCUAUCAACCGGAAAUGGGCCGAAAAGUCAGUGGCGAAGUGACCAAGCCUACCUAUGGGUGCCAGGUGACCAUCCAGUCGGAGCAGGAGAAGCAGAUGAUGAAGAUGUACCGCAGGGAGGAGAAGAGAGAGAGGAAAAGAGGCAAAGGAACAGAUGACGGCGACUCUUCAGAUGCUGUCAUGCCCUUUGACCCCAGAGAGAUGAGAGCUCAGCGGGAGCAGGCCUUACUGACUGCACGACGUGAGCCUGUACUCAGCAGAGAAAGAGUGUAUGAACGCAUUCGAUAUCCCAAUGUCUACGACAGCUAUGCAGAGGCUACAAAGUUGCCUGCAUUUGUUGGAGGAGCAAGGAUGCUGCUACCCGAGGGAAUCCGCAGAGAGAACAGUAAGAUGUAUGAAGAGGUGGAGAUCCCACCCAACGAACCCAUGCCUAUUGGCUUUGAAGAGAAGCCUGUCUACAUCUCUGAACUAGAUGAGAUCGGACAGCUGGUGUUCAAGGGGAUGAAGCGCCUGAACCGGAUCCAGUCCAUGGUGUUUGAGACGGCCUACAAUACCAACGAAAACCUUCUCAUCUGCGCUCCGACUGGCGCCGGCAAGACCAACAUUGCCAUGCUGACCGUCCUUCAUGAGAUCCGCCAGCAUCUGCAGCCUGGUGGUGUCAUCAAGAAGGAUGAAUUCAAGAUAGUAUAUGUGGCUCCGAUGAAGGCCUUGGCAGCCGAGAUGACUAAUUACUUCAGUAAGCGUUUGGAGCCACUGGGCAUCAUUGUUAAAGAACUCACUGGAGACAUGCAGCUUACCAAAGGGGAGAUCCUACGAACACAGAUGUUGGUGACGACUCCAGAGAAGUGGGACGUUGUGACCAGGAAGAGUGUGGGAGACGUGGCUCUGUCCCAGAUUGUGCGUCUCCUGAUCUUGGAUGAAGUUCACCUUCUCCAUGAAGACAGAGGACCAGUGCUGGAGAGCCUGGUGGCCAGGACCCUCAGACAGGUGGAGUCCACUCAGAGUAUGAUCAGGAUCCUGGGACUGUCAGCCACCCUGCCCAACUAUCUGGAUGUUGCCACCUUCUUACAUGUCAACCCCUAUAUUGGCCUCUUUUUCUUUGACAGUCGCUUCAGACCAGUGCCCCUUGGGCAAACCUUUGUUGGCAUCAAAACCACAAAUAAGAUCCAGCAGCUUCAUGACACGGAUGAGGUUUGUUACAACAAAGUUUUGGAGCAGGUUAAAGCCGGCCAUCAGGUGAUGGUGUUUGUCCACGCUCGCAAUGCCACAGUGAAGACGGCCAUGGGGCUGAUCGAAAUGGCAAAGAACCAUGGAGAAAUAUGCUUCUUUGAGCCAGAACAAGGUCCUGACUACGGCCAGUGUGAGAAGCAGAUCCAGCGCUCCAGAAACAAGCAGAUGAAGGAGAUGUUCCCGGAAGGCUUCGGAAUCCACCACGCCGGCAUGUUGCGGUCUGACCGCAGCCUGAUGGAGAGCAUGUUCUCCAAAGGUUACCUCAAGGUGCUGGUCUGUACUGCUACCCUGGCCUGGGGAGUGAACCUGCCAGCUCAUGCAGUUAUUAUCAAGGGUACUCAGAUCUAUGAUGCCAAGCGCGGUGCCCUGGUGGAUCUGGGCAUCUUGGACGUCAUGCAAAUUUUUGGGCGUGCAGGUCGUCCCCAGUUUGACAAGUACGGCGAGGGCACCAUCAUCACCACCCAUGACAAGCUUAGCCACUACCUGACCCUGCUCACGCAGCAGAACCCCAUCGAGAGCCAGUUCCAGGCCAGCCUGGCCGACAACCUCAACGCCGAGGUCGCCCUGGGGUCAGUCACCAACGUGGAGGAAGCAGUGAAGUGGCUCAGUUAUACUUACCUCUAUGUUCGCAUGAGGGCCAACCCACUGGCAUACGGCAUCAACCACAAGGUUUAUCAGAUGGAUCCGUCCUUGGAGCUGUACAGAAAAGAACUGGUGGUGGACUCGGGCAGAAAGUUGGACAAGGCCAGGAUGAUCCGCUUCGAGGAGCGGACUGGCUACUUUGCCUCCACUGACCUGGGCAGGACGGCCAGCCACUUCUACAUCAGAUACAACACCAUAGAGACUUUCAAUGAAAACUUCAACUCUCAGCGGACGGAAGCUGACAUCCUCAGCAUUGUGUCCAAGGCAGAGGAGUUUGAACAGCUGAAGGUUCGUGACGAGGAGCUGGAGGAGCUGGAUCAGUUGCUGUCUAACUACUGUGAGCUGCCAGCUGCAGGCGGGGUGGAGAACAGCUACGGCAAGAUCAACAUUCUGCUUCAGACGUACAUCAGCCGAGGAGAGCUGGACAGCUUCUCCCUCAUCUCAGACCUGUCGUAUGUGGCACAGAAUUCCGCCCGGAUCGUCAGGGCUUUGUUUGAGAUUGCUCUGAGGAAGCGCUGGCCGGCCAUGACUUACCGCCUGCUCACGCUUUGUAAGGUGAUCGACAAGCGGCUGUGGGGCUUUGCCCAUCCUCUCCGCCAGUUCCCCAACCUGAGUCAUGUUGUGCUGAACCGCUUGGAGGAGAAGAAGCUCACUGUGGACAAACUGAAGGAAAUGAGGAAGGAUGAGAUCGGUCACAUGUUGCACCACGUUAACGUCGGGUUAUCAGUCAAACAGUGCGUCCACCAGAUCCCUGCGAUCACAAUGGAGGCCAGCAUCCAGCCAAUCACACGCACCGUCCUACGUGUUCGUCUCAUCAUCACGCCUGACUUUCGCUGGAAUGACCAGGUCCAUGGGUCAGUGGGUGAGCCGUGGUGGUUGUGGGUGGAGGACCCCAUCAAUGAUCACAUCUAUCACUCAGAGUACUUCCUCCUGCAGAAGAAACAGGUGAUAACAGCAGAGCCUCAGCACAUAGUGUUCACCAUCCCUAUCUUUGAGCCCUUGCCUUCCCAGUACUACAUCAAGGCAGUGUCUGACCGCUGGCUCGGGGCCGAGGCUGUCUGCAUCAUUAACUUCCAGAACCUCAUCCUACCCGAGAGGCAUCCCCCGCACACCGAGUUGCUGGACCUACAGCCGUUGCCGGUGACAGCUCUGGGUAACCGGCAGUAUGAGAGCCUGUAUAAGUUCACACACUUCAACCCCAUCCAGACUCAGAUCUUCCACACGCUGUAUCACACCGACACGAACGUCCUGCUGGGGGCCCCAACAGGCUCUGGUAAAACCAUUGCAGCAGAGAUGGCCAUGUUCAGGGUCUUCAACAAGUAUCCAACCUCUAAGGUGGUGUACAUCGCGCCCCUGAAAGCUCUGGUCAGAGAGAGGAUUGAGGACUGGAAGAUCAGGAUUGAAGAGAAACUGGGGAAGAAAGUGGUGGAACUGACCGGCGACGUGACUCCAGACAUGAGAGCGAUAAUGCAGGCUGACCUCAUCGUAACUACACCAGAGAAGUGGGAUGGAGUGAGCAGAAGCUGGCAGAAUCGAAGUUAUGUUCAGAAAGUAGCCAUUCUCAUCAUCGAUGAGAUCCACCUGCUGGGUGAGGACAGGGGUCCGGUGUUGGAGGUCAUUGUGUCCAGGACCAACUUCAUCUCCUCUCACACCUCAAAGAGCGUCAGAGUAGUCGGUCUGUCCACAGCUCUGGCCAAUGCUCGAGACCUCGCUGACUGGCUGGGAAUUGGACAGGUGGGUUUGUUUAACUUCCGUCCUUCUGUUCGCCCCGUACCGCUGGAGGUUCACAUCCAUGGUUUCCCAGGUCAACACUACUGCCCUCGCAUGGCCAGCAUGAACAAGCCAACCUUCCAAGCGAUACGCAGCCAUUCACCAGCCAAGCCAGUGCUGAUUUUUGUGUCAUCACGACGGCAAACUCGACUGACUGCCUUGGACCUCAUUGCCUUCCUGGCUACAGAGGACAACCCCAAACAGUGGCUGCACCAGGACGAGAGAGAGAUCGAGGAUAUCAUUGCCACUGUAAGAGAUUCCAACCUGAAGCUGACGCUGGCCUUUGGGAUCGGCAUGCAUCACGCAGGCCUGCACGAGAGAGACAGAAAGACUGUGGAGGAGCUGUUUGUCAACUGUAAGAUCCAGGUUUUGAUUGCCACAAGUACUCUGGCGUGGGGGGUGAACUUCCCCGCCCACCUGGUGGUCGUCAAGGGAACUGAAUACUAUGAUGGCAAAUCCAGGCGCUACGUGGACUACCCCAUUACAGAUGUUCUGCAGAUGAUGGGGCGAGCAGGCCGGCCUCAGUUUGAUGACCAGGGCAAAGCAGUUAUCCUUGUCCACGACAUCAAGAAGGAUUUCUACAAGAAGUUCCUCUAUGAGCCUUUUCCUGUUGAGUCCAGCCUCCUCAGUGUCCUGUCAGACCAUCUGAAUGCUGAGAUUGCUGCAGGAACCAUCUCAUCCAAACAGGACGCAAUGGACUAUAUCACCUGGACGUACUUCUUCAGACGGCUGGUGAUGAACCCCAGUUAUUACAGCUUAGAAGACAUCAGCCAUGAGUUCAUCAAUAAGUACCUGUCCAACCUGGUGGAAAGAAGCCUGCGGGACCUGGAGUGCUCUUACUGUAUAGAAAUAAAAGAGGAUGAUCGAACCAUCGAGCCACUGACUUAUGGUCGCAUCGCCUCCUAUUACUACCUGAAGCAUCAGACCAUCCGCGUGUUUAAAGAACGGCUGAGGGCUGAGCUCCCCAUCCAUGAGCUGCUUUCCAUUCUGACGGAUGCAGAGGAGUAUGCCGAGCUGCCUGUCAGGCACAACGAGGACCAGCUUAACAGCCAGCUGGCUCAGCAGCUCCCCCUGCAGGUCAACCCUCAUUCCUAUGAUAGUGCCCACACCAAGACCCACCUGCUGCUGCAGGCCCACUUCAGCCACGCCCCGCUGCCAUGCAGCGACUACACCACUGACACCAAGACAGUGCUGGACAACGCCAUCCGAAUCUGUCAGGCAAUGCUGGACCUAGCUGCCAGUGAAGGUUGGCUUGUUACAGCCAUCAGUAUCUGCAACCUGGUGCAGAUGAUCGUCCAGGGCCGCUGGCUGCAUGACUCCUCGUUACAGACGCUGCCACAUGUGGAACAACAACACCUCUAUCUGUUCAGGAAAUGUGCACACAGGAAGGGGAGGGGCGACAUGGGAGGUUUCAGCGGCCCAAUCGAAGGACUUCCUGAGCUGAUUGAUGCCUGCAAUGGGAAGGAAAGUGUUUUCACUGCUAUUGUCAGCCAAGAGCUUCCAUCAAGUCAGAUUGCCCAGGCGUGGUCCUUCCUGAGUCACCUCCCGGUGCUGGAGGUUGAGAUGAGUGUGAAGGGCUGGUGGCAGGAGAGCCAUCAGCAGACGGAGCGUCCACUGCCUGCCGCAGGAGCUAACCUGCGGGAGGGGACAAGCUGGCUGGAUGUCCACGCCGACCAGGAGUAUGUCCUGCAGGUGUCACUGAGACGCAUCAACCUGGGCCAGCAGAGGAGAAAGCAGGACAGUAAGGCCCAGGCUCCCAGAUUUCCCAAGGCGAAGGAUGAAGGCUGGUUCCUGAUCAUUGGGGAGGUGGAUCGCAGGGAGCUACUGGCUGUCAAGCGGGUUGGAUAUGUGCGGAACCGCACGGCCGUGUCUGUGGCCUUCUACACACCAGAGAAGACGGGAAAGUGUAUCUACACGCUGUACCUGAUGAGUGACAGCUACCUGGGUCUGGACCAGCAGUACGACAUCCACCUGAACGUAACACCAGCCAGUAUUGCUGCUCAGGUGAACACAGAGGUGUCCGACUCGGUGACCGACCUGUCCCUCAGCUGAGGAAUAAUGACAAAGACGAGAAAGUCUGCAGUGCAACAGAGAAGUGUGAUCAAUCUGAAAGAGUGACUGGUGAAUUUUGUUUGUUUUUCAUCUUUAUGCUGAUCUCUCAUGAUCAGUGCAUUCCAGUCUUUUCCAAUGAUGGGUUAAAAUGUACUAUUUUAAUUUGGUUAGUAACUUCUAACACCAGCAGUGACCUUCAUCUCUUAAAAAUGUUUUAUAAUUUCAUUUAAUUGAUCUGACCUAAUUUAACACUGAAGUACUUGAUAUUUGAAGUGUUGCACUUGUGGCCACAGCUCAGUCAUUGAUGUCUCAGCUGGUAUUCAACCUCUGACAAGUGAUGCAAAAUACUGUCUGCAGCAACAGAUCAAAUGGGACUGUAGUGGGAAGUAGUUUUUGAACAAAGUAAGUUAGUUAAGUUAGUUACAUUGAGAAAGAAGUUCACCUACUUUUACACCUGCACUCGGGCAAACCAAGCAGUCUAUAAUGUGGACAACUGGCCGGUUUCUAAAAACCUCUUUCCUCAUUCUGCCACUGAAGCAUCCUGAUCCCUUAAGGCUGGGAACAGUUGGAGGUGAUGCUGUGUUGAAUCCUCGCCAAGUUUUUCCAAAACGCUUUCUAUGAUGCAUUGUGGGGGUAUUCAUAGAGUAUUAUAAUGCAUUCAUAAUGCUUUAUGACUACACUCAUAAUGCUUUCUGACGCACUCUGUCAACAUUAUCGAAAGUUAUCAUAGUAUUUGUUAAGUAAAGUGAAGUACAUAUUGUGUGAAAUCCAAUAAAGUGAAAUGUAUUAUAAUUUAAAAUAAUAUAUGCUGCGUUCUUAGAUAGUGUGUAGACUGUUAUAUCAUACUAGUCCUUACUACAGCUGAUUGAUGAGGUGUGUAAGGUGAGUAUGGGUAAUCAUAAUGCAUUAUAAUCAAUCUCUGGUUUAUACUAGUCAAGAGCAUCCAUGAAUGUAGAAUUCAUUAGUUACACAGUCAAGUCACACUCUAUGAUGUUUUAUGAAGGUUUAUGCAGUGCAUCAGAAAGCAUUAUGUGUGUUAAUGAGCAUGUUACCAGCUCUUCCAAUUUGGGGACAAUGCUCAGCUUCAGUCUGCUCUCAUGUGCCACAUCAGUUGAAUUUGGCAGCUCUGAUAUGGGAUCUCUAUUUUGUAUGCCACGGUGGUUCUUCUGGGCAAACUGGGCUCCACAACAUUUACUCAAAAAAAAAAAAUCAAUUCCAGUCAACAUCCAGUAUGAAGCUGCUACAGAGUUAUGUAAACAAGUCACUCUUUCAUAGACAGAGGAGAAAAAGGUCCCCUAAACGUCCCACAAAAACAAAAUAUUUUUCAAACAGAAAACGGACAGUUUGGUAAUAGAAUUAAGAAACUUUCACCAUAUUAAUACAGCAUGCCCAUCCAGUGUAUUCAAAUCAUAAACCUGUCUUGUUGUUGCCUAUAACAUAUCUAUGCAUCCACUCCCGUUUCACCAGCACUUGCAUAACAACCUAGACUAUAAUACUGCUGACACUGUGUCACUGUGACAAUAUAAGUAUUGAGAUGUGGUCAGAAUGCAAAAUGCUUUACGAAUUCAAGUCGACAGAGAAGUGGUUAUCUCAACUGUGUGACUUAGUGCUGAUCAGAAAUGUAAUCAGUUAAU